Apiotrichum porosum is the source of this 411-nucleotide messenger RNA. RefSeq lists its product as uncharacterized. The record is from RefSeq and is a predicted model, not a curated record. NCBI's taxonomy places the organism in Eukaryota, Fungi, Basidiomycota, Tremellomycetes, Trichosporonales, Trichosporonaceae. The transcript is spliced from 2 exons. The coding region runs from base 1 to 411 and encodes 136 amino acids.
AUGACCACGUACGUCUCCGCUUCAUCGGUCUCGAACCUGGCCCCGGCACCCCCCGCCCUCGUCGUCCCAGUCUACAUGUACCCGGCCGAAGGCGCAUGGAGUCCGCUAUUCGCUGCUGCACGCGCCCACCCCAACCUCACCCUUAUGUGCAUCAUCAACCCUGGCAACGGGCCGGGGCCUGAGCGUCUACCCGAUGCCAGCUAUAAAUCGGCACUUGAACAGUUGUGCGCCCUUCCUAACGUUCAGCCUCUGGGCUAUGUACACUGUACCUACGGCAAGCGGGACGUGGAGGAUAUCAAGGCGGACAUUGACAAGUACGCGGCGUGGGAAACGCAAUCAGGGCAAGCCUUCCGCCUCGACGGUGUUUUUGUUGACGAAGCACCGUCGGACCCCGCGCUCGAACCAUCGUAA